This is a messenger RNA of Lymnaea stagnalis (great pond snail), 3043 nucleotides long. The record is from the annotation of a GenBank genome assembly. Lineage: Eukaryota; Metazoa; Mollusca; Gastropoda; Lymnaeidae.
CAACAAACAAACGGCAACAUGGCGUUAGCAUUAAUGUCAUUCUUCAACAGCCAAACAAGAUGUUUUUAUUUUCUUAUGUUCUUUUUGACAUUACAGUUUCAACUAGGACAUUUUAAGACUACUCCUUUAUAUCAACCCGAGCAUGUACUAGAUGCAUCGGAGUCUCACUGUCUUGUUUUGUUACCACAAGAAGCUCUGACUACAUCUGGAAGAAAGAGUUUGUUGAAAAUGUUGUCUGAAAUUUCGUUUGUAAACGAAACUAAUGUUCUUGUAGGCGCUAUUCAACUUAGCACGUUUAUUUGGCCGAAUGGACAGCCGCUCAAAAUAAACGGGAAUCCCAGUAAAAGCAAGCUUGAAAAUACGUUGUUAGUGUUUCAACAAGUUAAAAAAGAUAGAACUUGUCUCCUUGUUCCACAAACGGACAUGUUACCCCCAAAAACUGUCUAUUUUCAACUACCAAAAAAUGAGAUUGAGAUUAAAUUGUCUGACCUUUUGCUUGACAACAUUGUAGCAUUUAUAAAUAGUCAUUGUCUUACCUUUCGAAAUAAAGAUGGCACACUAAAUAUGGCUGGUGUUCACAGACAAUAUAUAUUACAAAAUAUUUUCCAAACACAAAAGCUGAACGUUAACAGCUUUUCAAAUAAUAGCGAAAAAGAAAAUAUUUUUUUUAAAUACUGCCAAAAAGAGGAUUUAUUUGCCUGUGAUAAAUCAAUGGAACAAUUAGCUGAUGCGAAGCUAACAACCAAAGGCCAGACAGGCUUUCAGGAAUGUGAGAGAAUUCCUGUUCCAAAGUCAUCUCAAUUUUUCCAAGAAUUUGUGUCUCUUUCAAAGCCUGUAAUUAUCACAGGUGCAAUGGACCACUGGGAAGCAUCUAAAAAAUGGACAAAUAGUUUUCUGCGUGCGAAUUAUGGUGACCGGUAUGUUCAUAUUAAAAUAACAUCUGAUGGAAUCUAUGAAGGAGUGGAGCCCAUUUCUCUAUGGCAGAAUUCUCAAGGUAUAAAAAUUCCUAAAUCUGUGCUUGAGAAAUUACCCUACCCUGAUCUUGUUGUGGUUCGUCCUGCAAGUUUGGAGUUAAAAUUUUCAGAGUUUCUUGACCUAAUGGAGGAAAUCUCAGAAAAGAAAGUCCAUAACAUUUCCGCCUAUUUAGAAUACUCAACAAUUGCCGACUAUUUUCCAGAAUUGAGAGAAGACAUCACUGACAUGAGCUUCUUUUCAAAUAUAUUAGAGCUUAAGCAUCUCAACAUCUGGCUAAGUGAUGGAAAUACUCUAGGGAAAUUACAUUUUGACCCCUUUGAUAACUUUUUAUGUCAGGUAUCACUUUAUACACAAUUAAACUUCUAUGAUAAGUUUUGUGAUAUAAAAUUAAAAUAAAUAAUUCUAAACCAGCAAGUUUCUGAAAAACAUUGUAAAAAAUUAGUACAUGAAACAAUUUUUUAAAACUGUUAAAGAUAAAAUGCAUAUAGUAUUUCAAAGGGCGUAAUAAAGCUAUUUAUUUAUUAGCCUGAGUUAUAGAUAGCGAAAAUUGUUGAGUAAAUUCCCUUGAUAAAGAGAUUGUUAACGUGUUGUGGCCUGUUAGCUAGAAAGUGUUUACAGUCUUUAAGUUCUGUUUAUUGAAAGAUGGGGUUUAAAAAAAUUUUCUUGGAUUAAAGCUGGUGUCUACUUAAAAAGAAGGUUAGAAAGCUUAUCUGUCAUUUCAAAAUUUCAACAACUCUCUUUUAAAUCACUAAAAGUUUUUAGAAAGCAUGAUAUACUUAUAUAUUGGCAUUCACCUCAUUUCCUUUUCAAAUAUUCUAUAUUUAUUUAGUUAAUAUUGGUAUUUAAAAGGUAAACUUUGUUUACUCUGACAACAGAUAAGUGGUGAGAAACAGCUUCUGCUGUAUGAGCCCCACGAUAACUCAAGACUUUAUGAGGCUCACAUACAGGAGGCAAGAUUGACUUACAACAAGACAUCACACACAUUUCAUAGAAAGACGCUUUUAGAAAGCACAUCGAUGGUCAUGUCCCCUGUGGACAUUAUCAACCCAGAUUUAAAGGUGGGAUGCACUUCUUUUUUUAUCAUUAGUUCAGAAACGUUGUCCAAAGUUGACGUAAAGACAGAUGACAAAAUAACAAAAUGAAAUAAUGCUCCACCUGGCAGUUUUAAUGCAGUGCUGAUUUAUCAAUAAUUGACAGAGGUUCCCAAAGUUCUUGGAUGUCCAGCCACUGAACUGCACAAUUAAAGCCAGGGAAGUUUUGUUUAUGCCAGCGUUUUGGUGGCAUGAAGUCCAGUCAAAGCCAAACAGGACAGAGCACAGAAAUUUAGCAGUUAAUUUCUGGUAAGCUUAUUUGCAAAGAAGGGUAAAGCAAAAUUGAAAGAAAAGGUCAAUGGCAAGUAGAGACUGUAAUGAUUUUCUGAGAAAACUUAAAUAAUUACAUGGUCUACCAGUCAUACUCCUCAGAUACAAAAUAUAAAUGACUAAAAAAAAAUGAAUGAAUCGGGUUAGGUAGAUGGAAAUGUUGUUUGUUCACUGAAGAAGUUUUUUUGCAGACAUCUUUGUUGUUCUGUUAGGUACUCCUCUAUCUUGUUUCAAAUAUUUCCUAUUUUGUUCAAUGCUAGCUAAUAUUUAGAUGACAUUCAUCAAAACUUUAAACUUCAUUGCUAAGAUGAGCUAUUUUUAGCAUGCAUGUCACUGCAGUUUUCCUGUGGUCGCUUCAUGUUCCUCUGCAAAAAUAAACAUCAUUCCCUAUUUGUUUAUAUAAUUUCUAUGAAUCACAUUUGAAAAAUGAUCAAAGCAAAUCCCUGACGUGGAUCUAAACCAUUCUCACGUUUGAAAAUUUUUUUUUUUUAUUACCGUUUGUUCACAUUCAGGUAUGAGCCAUUCUUGAACAGAGAAUUCCCUUGUCCAGAAUGCCCUCUUGAUGUCAACCCAAAGUACUACCACCUGCUGUAAAUGCCUGAUGCGCAUGAGCAAAAGUCAACCCCAUUUUAAAAAAAGUCCCAAAUGAAAUCUUGACUCAACUUUGGGGUGAAGUAUCUUAAGUUAUACAACAACAUAUCUAAAGC